CAUGUUCACGUUAGUUCAGAAAGACUUGUUCUUAGGAAAUGGGAAAUGUUUUUAUGUGAAUUGAAUUGAGUAGACUGCACUAAAUUAUUUUCGCUGAGUCGAGUUCUGAUAAUUAGUGAUCGAUGUUAGUGAUUUGGGAUGACAUUUUAAAUGGAUAGAAAGGUUAAGUUUAUCGGUGCUUCGUGUGGACAGCAUGGACCUUAUACUUUUUACAAAGCUUUCAAAUAUAGAAAGCAUGGUGUGAAUAGAAUUGUGACUUUGGGUGAAUUUUUUUUUGUGAAACUGUGGAUCGACUCGGAUUUAUUGUGUAUCGGUGAACUACAGUUGUUAUGGAUUGAUAAGAACAGUGAACAAGUUUUGGCAAGCCUCAGACUGUAUUUUCUGCCAGAAAAUACACCUGAAGGGCGCAUGGAUCACGGUGAGGAUGAAGUGUUGGCGAUAGCAGAAAAAGUUGUACUGAGAGUCGAGGAUCUGGUAACGUGGAUAACCGUAGAUGCAGAAUGGACGUGGGGAAGAUUGGGAAAAAGCUGCAAACAGAUCAAAGAACCACCUGACGGAGAAGCGCAAGAAGUUAGUCCAGUUUCUCUUUCCGAAAGUUCCUUGGAUUUCUCAGAUGUGGAGAAGGAGAAGCAAAUUUUAAAAAACGAAUCUGACGAUGAUCUCGGACCGUCCGUGGUGAUCCUUAGUUACCCCAAAUACUGCCGGUACAGGGCGAUGAUGAAACGUUUGGAGGGCGUAGAAGACGAGUUCCUGAAAUACAACAUCGUAAAGGCCCUGGGCGGCUUUUCCUUCGGUGCAGAAAACACCAGGGUGAUGUUCUGCAAGGACACCUUCGAAUAUCCGGACUUGGAGGGCCACGAAUUGCUGUGCAAUCACCUUGCUCCUAAGCUGAAAGGACGUCCUAGGGGCAAGCGGAAAAAGAGGAGCGUUUCGCCAGGAUCCGAGAGCAACGAGUCAGAAUGUUCGGUGGUGACGUCUUUCACCGCCAAGUCUAAACUUUCUUCCGAGCCAGGUCAUAAUAAAAAUGGAUACUGUUUGGAGGCUUCCGCACCUAGAAGAAGUACAAGAUCGUCAGAUAAUAGUGAAUCGAAAGAAUUCUUAAAGAAACUCACUGCAUUCAUGAAGAUGAAAAGAACCCCUCUUGGUCGAACACCUUGUUUGGGAUCUAAAGAGAUUGAUCUCCACGACUUCUACACAAAAGUACAAAAAAUGGGAGGGUAUGACUCGGUAACAUCAAAUCGUAUUUGGAAAAAUAUAUCGGAUGAUAUGAGUGGUCAGCAAAACUCCAGUGCAGCUACAGUUAUCAAGAGACACUAUGAAAGGUUUUUACUGCCUUAUGAACGUCAUAUUAGAGGAGAAGAAUACAAACCGUUACCGGUUUCUGAAAGAAGAAGACUGAAAUCAAAAUCUGCCAACAACGCAACACGAUCUGAAGUUGAUGAUGAAACAGAUAGAGAUGUUCCACUUUGCUCGACGUCCAACGAUAAAUCGCCUUCACCAAAGUCAACAGUCUCUCAGAAUUCUAAAGAAACCAUUGGAAAUUCUAAGCAAGAACCGAAAAUAUCGUCUUUGAGAAGUGUUAGAGUGAAACCAGAACGCCAGAAAGAUAAGUUCGCUAAAGUGGUUAAAAUGGAAGAAAUAAACUCUGAUAAAGAAAUUCAAGACGUGAUAAAACUCGAAAAUAGGUCAUCAACAGUUAUAACAAAUAUAGCGAAAGAAGAAUGUAAAGAAGAAGAAAAACUAUCAGUGAAAAUUGAAAAUUCUACAAUCGAUGAAAAACCUUCUACACAACUUGACGAUUCAUCGACUGUAGAAUACAAAGAAAACGAUAUUUCAAAUGAGAUAAAAGAUUGUUGUAAAAAUAAAGAUUUAGUUAUAGUGCCAUGCAAUUCGACAUCUCCAGAUGAGAAUGAUCAAAAAGUACCAAGUCUGGAAGACAUAAAACAAGAGUCGUCCCGUCUCAUAGAUGAACUGAGAAAAGAAAAAUUAGACAUUUUGAAAGAAGGUGGUUUGGAAGUAACACCUGUCUGUUCUGUUUCUAACACUAUUACAAAUAAUGAUGUGAAAGAUCCAUUUAUUCCUUCGACACCAGUACACACAUCGAAAUCUUCAAGAAAGGACACUCGGCAAAUUUCUACACAGGGUGUACCGGUGAAACAUUUAUCAAUAAAUGUACCUCAGUCAUUAAAUAUCAGUAAAGUUACAGUACCAUCAGCUACAAAAAAUACUAGUAAACUAUUAAAUGUAUAUCCUUUCCCAGAGAAGACAGACUCAACAACACCUCCCAAGGUUGUUCAAUCCAAGUCCAUUUAUUCUUAUUCUGAAAAAACUGUUUAUGGAAAUCCAAAAGACUUUUUAUUAAAUAGUUACACUGUACAUACUCCAAAAGCUCCUGUGAAUUUGAUGAAACCGACUGGAGGAGAUCUCCUCGAUUUGACUGUGGCUAGUCCUCAGAAACCUUUCUUCGAUACUAGAAUUCCUAGUGUUCCUUCGACUGCUACGUCAUCGUUCAACUUCAACACGUCUAAAAAUGUUGUGAAAGCUGCCAAUUUGCCGAUUUUCGAGGGUAGAAAAUUAGGAUCAAACCUGGAAAUCACCCUCGUUGACUCAAAAGAUAAGGUACCUUCCUCAUUUUCAAGAGAACCAGACACGUCCUCUAGACUGAAAAAUACAGAUUAUUCCUUAUACCAAAUCCCAAAUAAACAAAUGGGUAUGGAAAAUUCAAAUAGUUACAAAAUCAAAAAAUGCAAUGAGAACGGUGAUUAUAUAAAACCAUCGACGUCUUCUGGCAACAAUCGAAAUAAGAGAUGCAGAGAGGAAAAUAAUCAAACCAAUCAUAGUUCUUCAACUAAUAAACGUCCCAGUAUGAAAGUGGAAAGUAAUAAUACUGCCUAUAAGGCCAGUGCAGAAACUGCCUCAGCUGCAAAGUACUUUCCGCAAGGGGUCCAAUUUCCUCAUUACUUGUCGCAAUUUUACGAAAGUAAUAAGGGAGUGAAUCCAUAUUUCCCCAUGAUUGAUCCUCUCUUGUAUUCGGCAGCAUUGCAAAGUUUGUAUCCGCAGACUAGUUCACCACUUCUCCAAUUCACAUCUCAAGAACAGCUGAAAUUAUAUACAGAAUUGAUGGCGCAACAGUCCAGGGCUCCUUACCCCUUCAUGCUACCAACAGAUGAAGAAUUUUCCAAUAACAAUAAGAAGUAAUUAUUGAAAAAUAAUUUAUCCUACUUCAGUUGUUUCCUUCAAAUUUUUACUGCUGGCUGGUGAUAUUUCCUCAUUCAAGGAAACGGACUAGAAUUUGAAAUUAAACAAUUUGGUACAUUGAAUUAUUUAGUUCUCAAACUCAAUAAGUCUCGAUAAAACCAAUUAAAUUUCUUUACAAAAAAUGGAAAUAAACAUGGUGUCCCAACAAAAUGUUGACAGGAAUGAUUUUAACUAUAAUAUUGUAUAUAUACAGGAUUAGAACUAUUUAGAGGGCCACUACAGGGAUAUCGAAAAUCGUUAGAAAGACAUGGUGGUUUAAAUUACAAAAAAGUUGCGUUAUUAAGGGAUUGGUGUGUUGGUGUGAACAGAUUCAAAAAAUCUCCAAUGGUUCCCGAGAUAUAUCGAAAAAACU
This is a messenger RNA of Harmonia axyridis, 3610 nucleotides long. Its product is annotated as AT-rich interactive domain-containing protein 5B-like. Gene Ontology annotation, molecular function: transcription cis-regulatory region binding. The record is from RefSeq and is a predicted model, not a curated record. The transcript is spliced from 8 exons. Gene Ontology annotation, cellular component: nucleus. Bases 151 to 3198 code for a protein of 1015 amino acids. Gene Ontology annotation, biological process: regulation of transcription by RNA polymerase II. Lineage: Eukaryota; Metazoa; Arthropoda; Insecta; Coleoptera; Coccinellidae.